CCGAGCCACAACUAGCAGCGCAAUCCUUAAAUGACUGCUUUAAGCCGACAUUUCGUGCGCAGCCCUUCCUAGCAACGCUUAGCUCGCCGAGGGAGAUCGCGCACCACAAUGCCCCGUCUCCUAAUCGCACCCGCCCUUAAGGUCGACGCCGAGGCCAUCCACCGCCUCGACACCCGCAACUCCCAAAACCUUUUCAGCGUGUGGACUGCACCUUCGAGCUCGGCCGGCGGCUGGCGCUGGAACUUCAACCGACAACCGGGUUAG
Molecule: messenger RNA, 264 nt
Organism: Gaeumannomyces tritici R3-111a-1
Lineage: Eukaryota; Fungi; Ascomycota; Sordariomycetes; Magnaporthales; Magnaporthaceae
Exons: 2
Coding region: 109-264 (51 amino acids)
Source: RefSeq, a predicted model, not a curated record